Molecule: messenger RNA, 1746 nt
Organism: Mucor mucedo
Lineage: Eukaryota; Fungi; Mucoromycota; Mucoromycetes; Mucorales; Mucoraceae
Exons: 2
Coding region: 50-1735 (561 amino acids)
Source: RefSeq, a predicted model, not a curated record
CAUGCGAAGUCCAAAAGUCCUAUUUAAUUUUUUAUUGUUUUAGUUCGCCAUGGCUGUUUCUAAUUGUCCCCAAUGCAGUAAAACGUUCACCAGUGAACAUAAACUGGAUGCUCACAGAAAAGAAAAACAUGUCGAUCGUGCGUUUGCAACUUGUUAUGACAACACCGAGCUUUGCCUCAUCCGUUACAAUGGCCACUUCCGAUGCCUUUGUGACCACAGUCGCUCAUUUGAGACUUUAAGCGGGUUGUCUAAACACGUACGAAACAAAAAUUGCAAAGUUAUAAAGGCCAUUUCGUUUAGUCAUUUACUAUUGCACGACACUGACAGUAACGAAGAGGGAAUAUUCAGUGAAGAAGAGUUCGAAGCAAAUCACAACGUCAUCAUACCAAAAUUACAUAUUCCUGUGCCGGACUUUUCUGCUGAGGAUUUGACUAUGAUGAAUAAACGUGACUACAACAACGCGUUCCUGAAUGCUUGUCAAGCAGCAGAUUGGGACAAUCGCGAAAAGAAACGUCUGCUAACCAUCAUGGACACGUAUGAUUUACAGCCUAUUGCAUUGAUCAACGAUGGUGAUGUCGAAUACAAUGCACUUACACACGAGAAAAAUCUACAUGCUUUCAAAAAUGACAGAAUGAAAGUGUACCCCUUAGUUCCGAAACAAAGCGCAUUUGAAGGGGCAAAAACGAUCCAGACAGCACCUAUAUCCCUUCACAGUGCCAUCAGUACUGGACCACUUUAUUUGCGACAACACAUCAUGAAUUGCACCUAUAUUGAACUUACAAAUGAUAUGGCUAUGUUUUUAAACCAAGAUUGGUCAAUCCACAAAAGUAUGAGGUAUGCUUGUAGCCGAGCUUUGGCAGGAUCGAUCUUAUUAAAUGAAUCUACUGGGAAAGCGCUGCUUGUGAAUUGUGUCGAGGUGUUUGGUCGAAGAAGAACUUUGGAUGCUCAUCGAGAAUCAUUUCGAACAAAAAAUGGGGGAUCAAUGUGUACCUCAAUUCCUCCCGAAGGCGCAAAAUACAAAAACGUAUACCCCACAACAAUAAUGGAUGCGGGUGGCACGAAACUUGUAAUUGGAACAAAAACGUUUAAUGCAUUAAUCACUUCAAGUCUGCGUUUAGAUGGCCCUUUCGACCCAGAAGUCGGACCAAGCGUCAUGUCCUUUGACCUGAAAGACAGUUCCAAAGCAAAAACUACCACCAUCUUCGUCAAGGAAUCGGCUUGGAAAGAAGCAGCUGAAAUUGCUCAAGACAACAACGCAGCAUCCAUUGCUUCCUAUGAUUUAAUCUACCAAUUACGCCAACUGCGAACUCGCUUUCACCAGCAAUCAACCUACUUUCUUUGUCGAGCAAGCAACGAGACAGUAGAUAAUUUGGUGACUAGACCAUAUACUAUCUAUACUCUCGCAGAAUGGGAUAAUGGCAAUGACAAUGCGGAUUACCGUACUGCAUCCAAGCUCUUCCAAACAGUCGCAAUCAAUGUAAUAGGUGGAAACCCUCGUUUAGAAAAAUGCACUAUAUCCUCGUUAUGCAGCGAAUUGAAGGCAGAGGGAACUGCUGUACACCAUAUUUUUCAAUCGAUUUCUACUCAAUUCUCCGAUGAUACUACCUUCAUUACCAUCAUCGGCAACAAUUCUUUAAACCACGAACUCCAAAAGCUGGCCAAUCUUUUAGCACCUGCGAUUACUAAGGCAAAUCAAUCAGUCAAGCAAGCCGUCCUUCAGGCUUACGCUCGUUAAAACUGCCAUCA